AUGAAGCUGAACGAGCGCAGCCUGGCUUUCUACGCCACCUGCGAUGCCCCAGCGGACAACACGGGCUUCCUGUACAAAAAGGGCGGGCGGCAUGCCACCUACCACCGCCGCUGGUUUGUGCUGCGAGGCAACAUGCUGUUCUACUUUGAGGACCCGGCCAGCCGCGAGCCCGUGGGCGUCAUCAUCCUGGAGGGCUGCACUGUGGAGCUGGUGGAGGCCGCUGAGGAGUUUGCCUUCGCCGUGCGCUUUGCCGGUGCCCGGGCACGCACCUACGUGCUGGCUGCCGAGAGCCAGGCUGCCAUGGAGGGCUGGGUGAAGGCGCUGUCAAGGGCCAGCUUCGACUACCUGCGGCUUGUGGUACGAGAACUGGAGCAGCAGCUGGCUGCCAUGCGGGCGGGGGCUUGCCCACCGCUGCCCCGCCGGCCCCGGCCCCUCCUGCCCAAGGAGAAUGGCUGUGCUGUCUGGAGCACCGAGCUGCCCGCCAUCCCCACGGCCACCAGCGCCAGUGCCCGGCCCGGCCCCGAGCCGCCGCCACGGCCUCCCCGCCGGCGGACCUCGGCACCUGGCGAGCCUCUCGACAGGGUCUCCUUCGCUCGGCUGCACGAGUGGUACGGACAGGAGAUCCGAGCCCUGAGGGGCCAGUGGCUGCGGGGCCAGGCCCAACCCUGA
Orycteropus afer afer is the source of this 669-nucleotide messenger RNA. RefSeq names its product PH domain containing endocytic trafficking adaptor 1 (gene PHETA1). Gene Ontology annotation, cellular component: early endosome; recycling endosome; trans-Golgi network. Lineage: Eukaryota; Metazoa; Chordata; Mammalia; Tubulidentata; Orycteropodidae. Gene Ontology annotation, biological process: endosome organization; receptor recycling; retrograde transport, endosome to Golgi. The record is from RefSeq and is a predicted model, not a curated record.